Messenger RNA from Cantharellus anzutake, 730 nucleotides. RefSeq lists its product as uncharacterized. The annotation marks the transcript as partial. NCBI's taxonomy places the organism in Eukaryota, Fungi, Basidiomycota, Agaricomycetes, Cantharellales, Hydnaceae. The record is from RefSeq and is a predicted model, not a curated record. The transcript is spliced from 2 exons.
CCGAUGGUGCUCGGGAGAAUAUGCAAUUCCCACGGCCCAACCCCCUCUGACUUGAUGUGAGGACGGCGUCGGGUCAAAUUUUAAAGCGUGAUCCAACCUCUUUGCCCCAAGUUGUUCCGAGGUAAUAAGUCGAAUGCGAUUUACGUGGCAAUAAUGCCCAAGUUAAUAUAUAGGGUUUGGUUGGGGCAACUAGAUAACUCCUACCCACUCGGUCUUUUCCAAAUUUCCGCAGUCUGCGUGGGUUGCGCUCGCGUGCAAUCUGUCAUCGAUUGAUCAAAACCGCGCAAACGUCAAGCCUGAUUCCAGAAUUUAACUUAGAAAACCUCUCCCCCGCCUCAAUUCGUUGGAAUUUUCGCUGCUCCUAGCUGGUUUUGAAACAGAUUUCUCAUUCUCCAAAUUUUUUUUCUGGCACAUGUGCUUGAUGUGGUUAGGUUUACUCACGUCAACCAUGUCGCAAUGUCGUCGCGCCCAACCAACUUCGUCAACCACCCUGGACCCUCCGAAGCGUCUAUCAUACUUCGUCAUCUGUCCCAACCUCACCUUAGGUCCUUUUGUUCUAGAUCUCGAAGGUGCCAAAAUUGUCGAGCAACUCCGGUAUAAAAUUUAUCAGAAGCACAAGCUGCUGCGCGAAUAUUACGAUUACAGCGAGCUUGUCGUGUACAAGGUAAGUAGGCUCUUCUGUCUGGAGAAUGCUGUGCUCAUCCAAAGAAGCCUGAUAAUUUGACGUGGA